CUACGGUGUAUGUUUAAAUUUGAAACUGUAGUCAGCCCAACCUUACAGCAACGAUAUCGGCAGCGUCGCUGCGCAGCUCCGUUCUCCGUGUAUUUUUCUCCGGGCAGCCUGAGUUGUGGUGCAUCCUAUAAGUAGCAUCUACAUAGAAACGGGCCCGGAGCCCGGAAAUGGAACGGGUCGCUGACGUCCCAGCACACGGCGAGUCCAAUCGGGACCCUUCUGACUUUGCUCUUACCAAUAAGAAUCUUGUUUGUUGCUACGUGUGCCGCCUAAUCAAGUCGCGCAACCAGCCCAUGGAGUGUACGACAGUUGCGACGAUCGUACAAGCUUCGGCUGCUUCAGUCAUCAACUUCAUGCGAGCGGUGAUAACAUCGCAGAGCCUUGCGGCCUUGACAGCUGCGGCGCCGCCCCUGGUAGCUAGUACGGCAGCGGCAGCGGCGCCAGCAGCGACGGCGGCGCGGAGAGUCCUAAGCGCCAGCGUGACGAGCGUGCGAGCUUCAUGCGGCGGCGGCGGCGGCGUUGGCGGCGGCGGCGGCCUCCGAGGAUUCUCUGCGUCGAGUGGUGCUACGACCAGUUUAGCGACGGCGGGAGAGGAGCUCGCGCAUACCGAGGCGACGGCGGCGGCGGCGGCGCCGUCACCGCUUCUGCCCAGUGCAUCGCCGCCGUACGUUAGCAACUGCUGCUGGCAUGAGGUUCAAGCAAACCUGGUUCUGGAUCCGGUUUCAACGGAAUGGAAUCUGGUGCUCGCGUUCCAUGACGUCACGUCGUACGUGCAGGCUGAGCUGGAGGUUAGACAGGUCUUAGAUGCUGAGCACCUGCACAGCCCAUGGAGUGUACGACAGUUGCGACGAUCGUACAAGCUUCGGCUGCUUCAGUCAUCAACUUCAUGCGAGCGGUGA
Messenger RNA from Volvox carteri f. nagariensis, 899 nucleotides. RefSeq lists its product as uncharacterized. The record is from RefSeq and is a predicted model, not a curated record. NCBI's taxonomy places the organism in Eukaryota, Viridiplantae, Chlorophyta, Chlorophyceae, Chlamydomonadales, Volvocaceae. The coding region runs from base 168 to 899 and encodes 243 amino acids. The transcript has 4 exons.